Molecule: messenger RNA, 1905 nt
Organism: Uranotaenia lowii
Lineage: Eukaryota; Metazoa; Arthropoda; Insecta; Diptera; Culicidae
Exons: 2
Coding region: 1-1905 (634 amino acids)
Biological process (GO): proteolysis
Molecular function (GO): aspartic-type endopeptidase activity
Source: RefSeq, a predicted model, not a curated record
AUGAAUACGAGUGAUUCUAACCACACUCCCGAUCCAACGGUUGGAUCAAAUGGGUCCCUCCACGGUCUCCCAAGUGGACAGCAGUUCCACCCGGCUGGCAUGCAGCAAAGUUUUAUUCGCCCCACACAGUUCGGUCAGCAGCCACCGACGGGACUUUCCCUACAGUUUUCCGGGCAACAGCAACAGCAGCAGCAGUCGGUGCAAUCAUCAUCACACCACCUCUCAGCAUCCGAUGCACUUCUCUCUCAGCUCCUCCAACAGCAACAAGCAUUUGCCACACAAAUGCUCAACCAGCAGCAGGAAUUUAUGCGACAGCAGCAGGAAAUGUUCCUCAGUGCGAUGUCAUCACUCAGCGUACAGGUACCGUCCAAUCCUGAAGUGAUUCUUGAUUCGCUGUCAAAUCACAUCAAGGAAUUCAGGUACGAUCCGGACAACAACAUCACUUUUGCUGCUUGGUACGCGAGAUACAACGAUCUGUUCGAGCAAGAUGCUUCCCGUCUCGACAACGAAGCAAAAGUCCGUUUGCUUCUGAGGAAGCUGGGUGCUGCUGAACACGAACGGUACGUGAAUUUUAUUCUCCCCAAACUGCCGAAAGAUUACCCAUUCGACGAAACCGUGCGAAAAUUGGGAAUCUUGUUUGGUGCGGCUGAAUCACUAAUCAGCAAACGAUAUCGGUGCCUGCAAACAACAAAAUUACCCUCCGAAGAUUAUGUCACGUUUUCGUGCAGGGUAAACAAAAACAGUGUCGAUUUCGAGCUAAGCAAAUUGACCGAGGAGCAAUUUAAGUGCUUGCUGUUUGUUUGCGGGUUGAAGUCGGAGUGCGAUGCUGAUGUACGUACCAGACUGCUAGCAAAAAUCGAAGACCGGGACGACGUUACCCUGGAGCAGCUUUCAGAAGACUGCCAGCGGCUGAUGUGCCUCAAACGGGAUACAGCCAUGAUCGAGGGAACCACCGGACCAGCAGUGCAGUUCGUGAAGCAGAGUCGGCAGCAAUUUCCUAAAAACUCUCCGAACAAAGUGCAGAAUCAUAGUGCGAACAAAAACAUUCCCCCAACCCCUUGUUGGAAGUGCGGCGCAAUGCACUACACUCGUGUGUGCCCCUACAAGGACCACAAGUGUAGUGAUUGUGGCCAAAGUGGACACCGUGAAGGUUAUUGUGUAACCGAAAAGAAAAGUGAGAAGCCCUAUCACAAGAACCAAAACAAAACUUUUCGGGCACAAUCUGUGAAAAUUAAAUCAGUGCAACAAAAACGAAAAUUCGUGCAUGCAACAAUCAACAGUGCUGAAGUGCAGCUCCAGUUGGACACUGGAUCCGACAUCAGUGUUGUGUCGAAGCGUGUGUGGGAGAAAAUUGGGAAGCCUUCCACCACCCCCGCACUAGGAAAAGCAUCCACUGCUUCUGGUGCCCCCCUUCAGCUGCUUUUCAAGUUCGCGUGUGACGUCAACGUCAAUGGCCAGCAGCGCUGUGGCACAUUCUACGUGGUCGACAAAUCGCUCAACGUGCUUGGGAUCGAUUUGAUCGACGCGUUUGGACUCUGGUCGGUGCCGAUUUCAUCUUUUUGUGACCAGAUCACCAAACCGUCCACAUCUUUAAAUCAGCAUGAACCAGCACUUCACCACAGCACCUUUCCACCCACAAUCGAACGGUUUGGCCGAACGAUGUGUGGACACCGACACCGAACAAUCUUGGUCAAGAUCCAGGACAGUCUCCAGAUUUUCCACCGAUGUCCCGUUGCUCUUUACAUCUCCCACUCCUCACCACCAAGCUCUGCUGACAUGGUAGGGUUCCAGUCUGCCACCGCUCAAACAGCUGUCCAGGUGCCUCGUCGUUCUUCUUGGACCAGAAGACCGCCGAUCCGGAUAACCAGCACCAGCUGUAUUAAGGGAGGAGAUGUUAGGGCGUGA